AUGCUGGCUUCGACCGUUCGCACUGCUUUGCGCACCACCGCGCCCCGAGUCGCAGCACUCCCAUCCACCCGAUCGCUCUCCACCUCGCUCCCUCGCUUGUCUGCGACAGCGGCUAAGGAGUACCAGAACAUCAUCGUCUCGUCGCCUGCCAAGGGCGUCACGCAGAUCACGCUCAACCGACCCAAGGCACUCAACGCGCUCAACUCGGCGCUCUUCCACGAGCUCAACGAGGCCGCCGACAUCGCCGACAAUGAUCCCGAGGUGGGCGCCAUCGUCCUCACGGGAUCCGACAAGGCCUUCGCUGCGGGUGCCGAUAUCAAGGAGAUGAAGGACAAGCAGUACGCCGAUGCAUACAAGACCAAUUUCCUGGGUCACUGGACCAAGCUCACCACCAUCCGGAAGCCCAUUGUGGCUGCUGUCAGCGGGUUCGCGCUCGGCGGUGGUUGCGAGUUGGCCAUGAUGUGCGACAUCAUCCUCGCUUCGCCCACCGCCAACUUUGGUCAGCCCGAGAUCAACCUCGGUGUCAUUCCGGGUGCCGGCGGUACGCAGCGUCUCACCAAGGCGGUCGGCAAGUCGACCGCCAUGGAGAUGGUGCUGACGGGACGCAACUUCAGUGCCGACGAUGCGGAGCGACGCGGCUUGAUCUCGCGCGUUGUUCGUGAGGGCAGUGUCGUCGACGAGGCCGUCAAGGUGGCCUCGACCAUCGCCAAGAAGGGCCAGAUUGCGGUGCAGGCCGCCAAGGAGGGCGUCAAUGCUUCCUUCGAGCUCAGCCUGCAAGAGGGAACGCGCUUCGAGCGCCGCCUCUUCCAAAGCCUCUUCGCGACCAAGGAUCAGAAGGAAGGCAUGGCAGCUUUCGCCGAGAAGAGGAAGGCCUCCUUCACGCACGAGUAA
Messenger RNA from Kalmanozyma brasiliensis GHG001, 891 nucleotides. Its product is annotated as Crotonase superfamily. The record is from RefSeq and is a predicted model, not a curated record. Lineage: Eukaryota; Fungi; Basidiomycota; Ustilaginomycetes; Ustilaginales. Gene Ontology annotation, cellular component: mitochondrion. The transcript has 3 exons. Gene Ontology annotation, biological process: fatty acid beta-oxidation. Gene Ontology annotation, molecular function: enoyl-CoA hydratase activity. Bases 1 to 891 code for a protein of 296 amino acids.